Messenger RNA from Oryza sativa Japonica Group (Japanese rice), 2016 nucleotides. RefSeq names its product EP1-like glycoprotein 3. Lineage: Eukaryota; Viridiplantae; Streptophyta; Magnoliopsida; Poales; Poaceae. The record is from RefSeq and is a predicted model, not a curated record.
CCCAAAAAGGAUAACUUAUAGAUAUAAAUUUGAACCAAUGCUUGUCCAAGUUUAUCUUUAGAAGUUAGUUUUUUAUCAUACGGAUGGCUCCUUUAGCAAUUGCAUAGUAACACUGUUUCUUUGGUUCAUUUCAGGUAGUUCUAUUUGACUGUUUCUUGUCAGUAAUACCAUUAAUUCUCACAGCCUAGUGACCAUUUAUAAACGCUAAUCCUGCCAAAAUGAUUAAUGUCAACAGUUAAAUCAUAUACCAUUCCCCACCGUGAGUCUUCACACUCUAAAUACAGAGCAAAUCUGCGAGAGAAAACAAACCAAAUUGAACCCAUUUUCUCUUUUCCUUCUCCAACUCAACCCCAAAAAAGAAAAAACGAAUUUAGAAUUCUCCAACCACCGCGACGGCCAUGGCCAUGGCCCCCCGGUGCACCUUGUCCGUGCUGCUCCCGGUUGCGCUCCUCCUCUGCGCCGCCAUCGCGUCGCCGGAUUUCCCUCUCGGCAAAAACUUCACCGUGCCUUUGUACUACCAGCAGCCGGCCGACCUCGCCGUGACGACGACCACGGUGCUCAACGCGUCGCACGGCGCGCCGCUGCGGCCUGGCGUCGCCGCCGCCAUCAGCGUCGUGGCCGGCACGGGAGGCCUGGAAGGGCUGUCCAUGUGCUCCCUCGUCGUCCUCCUGGGCAACGUCACGGUCUGGGCCUCGGACCACGACGGCGGGAGGUUCUUGGUGCGGGGCUUCUGCCGGCUCGAGCUCACGGUGGACGGCGAUCUGCGGCUGACGGACGCCGCCGGGACCGUCGGGUGGUCGUCCGCCACGGCAGGGCGACGCGCAAAGGUUCUGCGUCUGACCCGGAGUGGCAACCUCCGUCUCCUGGACGCCAAGAACCAAUAUGUAUGGCAAAGUUUCGACAAACCAGCCGACAAACUGCUACGCGGCCAGCGCAUCGGGGUGCCCUCCUACCUCACCGCGCCGGUGACAAUGAUCGGCUCCGCGUUCUUCUCCUUGGAGCUCAAAGAGCGCUCGAUCACUGCCAACUUCAACGUUGGGAUUAAGAGGUACACAUACUGGGAGCUCACUCCGCGCCAUAACCGGAGCGUGGCAUUUGCGGAGAUGGACGUGCUGGGGCUGAGGUUGCUGGACCGUCAACGGCGACCGGUCGCGCAGAUCUCGCCGGCGAUCGAGGCGCAGGUCAGCUUCUUGGCGCUCGGAGAAGACGGCAACCUGGGCAUGUACUUCUACGACAGCCAUGACAUGAAGUUCGGGCCGUCGUACGAGGCGCUCGGGUUCUGCGAGCUUCCCCUCGCCUGCGGCCUCCGCGGGGUCUGCUCCGCCGCCGGCGAAUGCGACGACUUCUCCACCUACGGUGUCCAUCCGGCGCCGGCGGCGCACCGCCACAGUGCCUGCAACGCGACCACCGUCGCCGACCGGCACUACAUGGCGGUGAUGGAAGGCGUCACCACGGCGAUCAGGCCCGCCUCGCCGCCGACGGCCAACGUGACGAUGCGGCAGUGCGCGGACUCCUGCCUGCGCGACUGCUCCUGCGCCGCCGCGCUCUACGUGCUGGCGGCCGUGGCCGACCACGGCGGCGCGUGCUCGCGCUACGAGAUGACGGCGGGGGCCCGGGAGGUGAUCGGCGGGGGCCACCGGCACAACUACCUGUACCUGGUGAAGGCUCCAAGAACGAGAGACUCUGAGCACGAGCACGGAGACGACGACGGCGCCGUGAGCCGCGUGCUCACCAGGAUCCUGAUCGGCUUCGGCACGCUCGACGUGAUUGGCCUGUGCGCACUUACAUGGCUGUGUGCGUACUACUGCAUCUAUCUCCGCGACAUCCCGGUCCUCGACGACAAGGACGACGAGGAGGCUGACGAUGAAGGAGGGGAAGCAGCCCGGCGAGGAGACGCCGUGUCGCAAAGUCCUCCUACCAACAGUGAACCUGUAAUAGAAUUGAACUGAUAAAUGAAAAAUUAAGAAAAAAGAGAGGAUAUACUUUUUCUUGGGUGAAGUGCAAUGAAGUACAUGC